AUGAUUCGAGAUCGACAUAAAUUAUUUGGUGAUACGGUGAAUCAAAAAUCUGCAUUUGAUCAGCAAUUAAUGUUUUUUUCAACAUCAACAAUUCAUUCGCCAUAUAAUAAUAAUAAAAGUGACAGAAAUAUUUCUAGUCAAAACCCAACUUUACCCACAGAAGACGCUUAUCAAUUUCCACAUUUACAUUACAAGAAUAUACAGUCUUUAUUACAAAAUCAUAAAGAUGAUUUAGACUUAUUAGCGAAAUUACCAGCUGGUCAAAAUAAAAAAAUUGACAAAUGCAAAGAAUCAACCUAUGAUAAUUCAUUGAUAGAUAAAUAUUUACCAACUAAAUUAAUUCCAUAUGCCUUACUUGCUCGCCUAGACAAACCAAUUGGAACUUGGUUAUUGUAUUUACCAUGUAGUUUAUUUGGUGUUGGAUCAUUGGUUUUAAGAGGAUCUGGAUGUGUUAUAAAUGAUUUAUGGGAUGUCAAUAUUGAUAGAAAAGUUGAAAGAACAAGAAAUAGACCACUUGCUUCGGGUCUUGUUACACCUUUUCAAGCUUUGGUUUUUCUUGGAUUACAAUUAUCUGUUGGUUUAUCUAUUUUAUUACAAUUAAAUUGGCAUAGCCUUGUAACUAUAUAUCCAUUCAUGAAACGUAUAACUUAUUGGCCACAAUUAUUUCUUGGUUGGUCUGCUAUGGCUGAAGAAGGAAUCGAUUUAUCUGUUACACUUCCACUUUAUGGAGCUGGUGUAUUUUGGACUUUAACGUAUGAUACAAUUUAUGCACAUCAGUCAACUGCGUUAUUAUUUAAUAAUAAUUCAAGGUUAUGGCUAUCAUUAUUUUCAGGAUCAAUGAUUUCUUGCUUAAUUCUAAGCGGCUACAUGAAUGAUCAAGGCUUACCCUAUUAUUUAUUAUCAUGUAUGGGUGCUAGUAUACAUUCAAUUUGGCAAUUGAAAACUGUAGAUUUUGAUAAUGUUGUUGAUUGUGGAAAGAAAUUUAAAAGUAAUAAAUGGUUAGGAAUAAUAGUGUUGAGUGGUAUUGUUUCUGAUAUUGCUUGGAAAAAUUAUAAGAAAAAAAUCAAUUAUAAUAAUAAUAAAGAAAAUACAAAAAAUAAUUUAUAA
Entrophospora candida is the source of this 1107-nucleotide messenger RNA. NCBI's taxonomy places the organism in Eukaryota, Fungi, Glomeromycota, Glomeromycetes, Entrophosporales, Entrophosporaceae. The record is from the annotation of a GenBank genome assembly.